GCAGAGGAUCGACGAGAGGUAGAGGAGGAGGAGGAGGAGGAGAAGGUGGUGGAGGAGGGGGAGGAUGAGAAGGAGGAUGAGAAGGAGGAUGGCGGGAUCGAGGGAGGAGGAGGAGGAGGUGGUGGAGGAGGGGGAGGAUGAGAAGGAGGAUGAGAAGGAGGAUGGCGGGAUCGAGGUGCAAGAUUCGUCGUCCGAGUGUCGGAUGCCUAAAGCAGGUGCAGAUGCGAUCAAGCGCCACUUUGAGAAUGUUGGAGUGCAUGGGGAGCCGGGGAAAGGGAACUACAUAUGGAAAUGCCUGUAUUGCGAACUGCUGUUCCCUGGGAGCGCAAAGCACUGUGCAAAGCACUUCAUGUCCACGACAAAAGGGCCCAGGUGCAACAUCAACAGGCUAGGCAACAGGUUGUCGGCAGAGGAAAAGGAGAGGAGGGAGUUGGGUCGGCUGGAGGCAAUUGCGCUGGUGUUGGGAAAGGCUGUGCCUCGGGCACCGUCAUAUGAUUGCCUUUCCGACCUCGAAGGCAUGGAAGACGUGGACGCCGAGGACGAGUGCAGCAGCCCCCAACCAGCGGAAAACAGAGUCAAGACUGGCCUUUCGACGACAACCAAUGUGCGGCAGAGCACGCUGGAAGAGGGCGGGGCAAUCAUCUCGAAGAAUGAAGAAGCACAGUGCUCCAUAGAUGAUUGGUUGAUUUACAAAGGAGUCCCGUUCAACAUGGUGCGCAGUAAGUAUUUCUUGCGCAUGCUGAAUAAGGUUCGUGAUGCAGAGCGGUCCUUCAUCCCUGCAAAGUACGACGCGCAGCGGACGAAAAGGUUGGACAUGUCRYGGGGUCGCSUCGRGGAGGGGGKKUUGCGGCAKCAAAGGAGCUGGCCUCGAUCWGGAUGCAUGCUCCAGCUUGAUGGCUGGACUGAUCGGAGAGGCAGACCACACUUGAAUGUAAUGGUCUCCUUUCCGACCGGUGUGCUUUUUUGGAAGUCGCACUGCAUGUMAGGCAAGGACAARGGCGCARCAGCGUACUUUGAUAUCUUGUCCGAGUCCAUUCGCGAAGUUGGUGAGAAAAGUGUUGUUGGAGUGAUCAUGGACAACGCUGCAGUGUGUGUGAGAGMUGGCAGAUUGGUGGAGGAUACAUUCCCUACGAUCUUCCWUGUGCCAUGYGCUGCRCACUGCCUUGACUUAGUGUUGYAYGMURUUGGGAAGAUGGAGUGGGUGGCUCGAACGGUGGGGAAGGCGAAUGACUUGGUGAAGUUCAUCAAUAACCACCAGCGAGUCAGGGAUGUUUACUACAUCCACUCGGGUGGGAGACAACUACUGCGACCUGCAGCAACGCGUUUCGCCACCAACUUCCACAUGUUGGACUGCUUGAAGAAACAGCGAAAAGCAUUGGUGGCUAUGGUCACAACAGACGAGAGGUGGACAGCGACGUUGGUUCCCCAUGCACAGCGAUCGACCUUCCACGAGAUGGAAGAUGUCUUGCUUGAUGCAGCAGGUUUUUGGGAAAAUGUCAACAAGGCAAUCAAUGCCGUAUACGACAUUGUUUUGCUGUUGAAGGUGGUGGAUGGCAACGGUCCAACCAUCAGCAAGGUUUAUGCGAAGAUGGACAGGAUAGUGGAACGCCUGCGAGUCAACAAGGACCUGACGGCAGAGGACCGGGAGGAGAUCGAGGUGAUGGUCAUGCGCAGAUGGAAUGCUAUGACCACCCCCCUCCACUGUGCAGCCCUGUUCUUGGAUCCGGAGUACCGGACGUCUGAGCCGCACAACGAUCCAGAGAUCCAAGAUGGAUUCUACACUUGGGUGUACACAUGGCUGAAAGGGUCGCCGCAGGAGGUGUGCGAUCAGGUGGAGUACGAAGUGGAUUGUUGGGUUCAGAACAUUGGGAAGUUCAGCUCGCAAGCGGCCACGGAUGCAGCCCGUAAGCAAAACCCUGCAGCAUGGUGGAAGCGCAGGUGCAAUGAGUUGCAACACUUGCAGCCCCAUGCCAUUCGGCUAUUGGGGCAAGGGUCAUCGGCUUCAGGUUGCGAAAGGAAUUGGAGCCUUUUUGCAGCAAUUCACUCCAAAGAGCGGAAUGCCUUGGCCCCGGAGACAAUGCACAAAUUGGUGUACACGAAGUGGAAUAUGCGCCUGCUUGACUCGCUGCAGCAGAUGCCGGAGAGGGCAAAAGACCUUGUUGAAUGGGAUGACCCACCGAAGGAGGAGGAGCAAAAGGAGGCUAAAGAAAGAGUGAAGUUGGCUGAGCGCAGAUUGAAGAGCCUUACCUCGGCUGGUGACGAUCUUGUUCCACCUGUUGAUGGCGGGGGUGACGAAGAUGGGGAUGAAGUUGCUGUUCCGUGCCGUGAAGAAUGCAACCUUGAGGAGAUUGAGGAGGGUCAUUGCGGGGACUGGCGUGGAUUGACAAAGGCAGGCAACUUCCUCGUCAAGCGUUCCCAAACUGAAGCGCGAAGGAGGGCACGCACCGUGGGAACAGAGGGACACAUGCGUGCUCACAGAAAGGGGGGUGGUGAGACAUUGCCUGAUGGUGCUGCGACGACAGCACCACAAAAGGAGACAGGUACAUCGUCGGCACAGCCUGAUCCUCCACGCCAAAAAAAAGGUAGAGGCAGGCCAAGAAAAACGCCAGCGACGGAUGUGGGGGGUUCAGAUGCCGUGACUGCGGAGGGAGAGAACAACCCUACGCAGACACUCGAGGAAAACCCUGCGCAAACACUUGAAAAGAACGGAGGAGAGGGGAGCAAGGAUGAGGGGGGCAAGGACGAGGGUGUGGCAAGGAAGAGGCCACGUGAUGAUGAAGAGGAAUGUUCAUCGGACUACUCAUCAGACGAUGAUGAGCGGCCAUUGGCUGAGAAAAAAAGGAAGGGGACAUAGAGAGAGAGAGAGAGAGAGAGAGAGAGAGAGAGAGACUGCCGGUUUUGGGGCGGUCAUUCAUGAUUUGUCAAUCAUGAUUCAUGAAUGACUCUGCAUUGUUUACAAUGGUAGUACAAUCACUUACCACACUUACUGGACAACGGCGGUCUAGAAGGCUAAAAGCCCAUUGGCAAAUGACUAUAUAGUAUAUAAUCUGUUGAUAUUCAGUUAGUAUUUACCAUUUAUUCAGUUUUGAGUYCUUCUCCUCAUUCUUUCUCUUGACCCUCUUCUGAUUCUKCUGAGUCAUAAACACAGUUCAAGUUGUGCAACUUGUGCUACUARCUUGUGCAAUUCAAUUUUCAACCAUUUCUGAUUCUGUGUGCAGUGUGCACGCUGGCUGGCAGUGACAGCACAGUGCCCAUUGCUCGCUGAGGUAAUGUAUGAACGUACCAUGUUCUGUUCUGGUGUUUUUUUUUUUUUUUUUUUUGCCGGAAAAUAUAUCAAUCCGGAUGGGCAUCCGGAAUGUGGAUCCGGAACAUUCCGGGACCUUCGGAACAUUUCGGAGUUCCGGAGUUCCGGGACCGACCGGAAGGUCCGGGAUCCGGAGCCCGGAAUCG
Chara braunii is the source of this 3450-nucleotide messenger RNA. The record is from the annotation of a GenBank genome assembly. NCBI's taxonomy places the organism in Eukaryota, Viridiplantae, Streptophyta, Charophyceae, Charales, Characeae.